Molecule: messenger RNA, 525 nt
Organism: Penicillium coprophilum
Lineage: Eukaryota; Fungi; Ascomycota; Eurotiomycetes; Eurotiales; Aspergillaceae
Product: U6 snRNA-associated Sm-like protein LSm1
Exons: 4
Coding region: 1-525 (174 amino acids)
Biological process (GO): deadenylation-dependent decapping of nuclear-transcribed mRNA
Cellular component (GO): P-body; Lsm1-7-Pat1 complex
Molecular function (GO): RNA cap binding
Source: RefSeq, a predicted model, not a curated record
AUGGAGCGCCUCUCUCUGAACGAAAGCCCUGCCCCGGCUCCUCGAACCCCGCAGCAAAACCAAUUCGCCCAGAAUGCCCUCGGCCCAGCAGGACCUAUUGGCGGCCCACCGCAAUUACCCCCGCAGAUGUUCACGACCGCCGCACAGCUGCUUGACCUAACAGAUAAGAAACUCGUCAUCAUCCUCCGCGACGGCCGUAAACUCAUCGGUGUCCUCCGAAGCUGGGACCAGUUCGCCAACCUUGUUUUCCAGGAUACCGUAGAACGGGUUUACGCCGGACAGUUGUACGCUGAUGUCCCGCGGGGCAUCUUUAUCGUUCGUGGAGAAAAUGUGCUCCUGCUAGGCGAAGUGGACCUCGACCGUGAAGACGAUAUCCCGCCCACACUGACAAAAGCCCCAUGCGAAGAAGUCUUCGCGCUGAAGAAGAAAGAAGACGCGAAGCGAAAAACAGGAGAUAAGAAGCGCUACGAUGAGCUGCAAGCACUCGGUUUCGAGCCAGAGCAUAGCGGGGAAAUUCUGUUCUAG